Messenger RNA from Lingula anatina, 1980 nucleotides. RefSeq lists its product as uncharacterized. Gene Ontology annotation, biological process: proteolysis. Gene Ontology annotation, molecular function: serine-type endopeptidase activity. The record is from RefSeq and is a predicted model, not a curated record. NCBI's taxonomy places the organism in Eukaryota, Metazoa, Brachiopoda, Lingulata, Lingulida, Lingulidae.
ACUUUGCACAGGUGAUCCUCGCCCUUUUGUUGACUCAACCCUAACCUUUAUUAUCUAAUGGAUGGUGGACUCUCCGUUACACGGAACCCGAGUUUCGCCACACCGGCGGCGCCGAUGGAAAUGAAAAGCUGAUCACUGACCGCAACUGCACACCAAAUCUGCUGUUUUGCGGUCGCUCAACAUGUUGUCGCGAAAUUUAGCCGGUCAUUGACAUUUUUAGGGUUGUCCUGCCCAAAUACCAUAUGGAUUCCAUACCGUCUACAUGGUAUCUUCGCCUUAACGGCUCCGUUGCUGAAAGAUAAGCAACAAUUAAGGAUCUGAUGGAAAACAGUGUGACUGCAUUACCGCUUGGAAGAAUAUGCACUACCUGAACGGCAAUCAACGCAGCGGAUACUUAUUGUCAGGACAUGCAGGCACGAAGUGGUUAUUCUGACAUCGCAGGAAAACGCCCCUUUCAAGGAUGACGUUUGGGACUGUAGCGAGGAUUUCUAUCCUCCUUCCCCUCUAUAUCCUGAUUGACACAGUCAUUGCUGAGCCUUAUGUAGAAGGCGAUCGAAGAAUAUUCCCCGCAGAUGCUACUAACGUUGAACUCCACACCUACACUGGGGACAGUGGAGUGCCAGACACUUACAUUGUCAAACUAAAGCAGGAAGUGGACCCACAAACCGCAUCAACAUUUGUGGAUAAUUUGAAGUCCGAACCAUAUUCUGUCACAAAUGGACGUAGCUCUGCCUUUGAAAAUGACCCCUCGGUCGGGGUGAUGAUGGACUUCGGGGACACGAAGAUGGUUGUAGUCGAAACACAAGAGGAGGGUCUCCGUCUACUACGGCGCAGGGUGGACGUGGUGGAAGCCAUCUACCAGGACAGUAUAGUGACCACGGCACAGGCACCAGUAUGCCACGUCCCCUGUGAGUGUCCGGCGGCUGAGGAACCUGUGGACAACAACGUAUGCCCACCGAAGACGGCUGCAACAGACUGGGGCCUUGACAGGAUUGAUCAAACGAAUGGCCAACUGGACGGCAAAUUCAAUGUCAUGGGUACCGGAAGUGACGUCAACGUCUAUAUUUUUGAUUCAGGGAUUUACGCGGAACAUCAAGAAUUUUCAAACAGCGACGGUUCCACACGUGUUUCUGAGGGUUUCAAAGCCUUGGACAGCUGGAACUUUACCGACAUCUAUGGACAUGGCACCCACGUGGCCGGGAUUAUUGGCGGGAAAACAGUGGGCGUGGCCAAAAACGUCAAUCUUAUCAACGUGAAAAUACUAAAUGAUGCUGGAUCUGGGCAAGUCAGUUGGGCCAUAUGGGCGAUGUACGAAGCAGCGUUUCCGAUACUCGCCACUGGUCAGAAGUCUAUUAUGGUGCUGGCAUUGCAGUCCAGUCGCAACGAUGCUUUUAAUGAUGUGAUACAGACAUUUACUAAUUAUGGUGUGACAAUAAUAACGGGGUCUGGCAACAAUAAUGGCCUGUCAUUUUACCAAUCCCCCGGUAGUUCGGAAGCCGCCAUCACUGUUGGUGCAUCAGCCACAGGAGACACCAAGGCCAUCUAUUCCAACUAUGGGCCCGAGGUAGACAUUUGGGCUCCGGGCACGGACAUACUCAGUAGCACAACCGGCUCCCCGGACGCCUACGACCAAGGUAGCGGUACAUCAGUUGCUGCCGCUUUUGUUGCUGGCGCGGCCGCCGCCUACAUGAGCUCGCUGGAUUACCGACCUGCGCCAGCAGAAGUGGCCGCUUAUCUCAUUCAGCAGGCCGCUGACAACGUGGUCACUGACAGCCCGACUCAGCACAACUGUCGAUGGGAAGCGACAUGUUACGGAGCACAUUUCUGGAGUUGCAGAAUUAAGUGGGAUUUUUUUUCAAAAUGUCCACAACACGCCAGGCGGAGGUAUGGGCUAAGAUUGACGGUGCAAACUCUGCGACCAAUACUGUAGAAGAAAACCUGGACCUCUACAGCCAGUGGGCACCAAGCUAUGACCUAGAU